This is a messenger RNA of Pleurotus ostreatus (oyster mushroom), 927 nucleotides long. RefSeq lists its product as uncharacterized. The coding region runs from base 1 to 927 and encodes 308 amino acids. The record is from RefSeq and is a predicted model, not a curated record. The transcript is spliced from 8 exons. NCBI's taxonomy places the organism in Eukaryota, Fungi, Basidiomycota, Agaricomycetes, Agaricales, Pleurotaceae.
AUGGCCGACAGCAUCUUGAAUGAGCUGAACGCUGCUAAUCUCUUCGACCUCCGCGGGGUGGUUGCUGUAGUCACAGGAGGGGGGACGGGCAUUGGGAUGAUGAUAAGUUCCACCCUCGUUGCGAAUGGCGCGACUGUGUAUAUCAUUGGACCAGAUCAGGCAAAUCUGGACAAAGUGGCUAGCAAUUACAAUGCUGCCUGUGUGAACGACCCUCGUAGAGGACGAAUGCAUGGAUUGGAAGGCGACAUCCGACUCAAGUCAGAGGCCAAACGUCUCGCAGACGAAAUCAGCAAGAGGGAGAAAUACGUAACCGCAUUAUUCAACAACGCUGGAGUUGGUGGUGGCAAAUUCGACAGACCGACCGAGGCUACCGCGGCUGCGUUCGUCCGCAAUCUCUUCGACGCGAUAAAUCCUGAGGACUUCGAUAACACGAUACGCACGAAUGCGGUCGGUGCGUACUGGAUGAGCAUCGCAUUCCUGCCCUUGCUUGAGAAGUGGAAGAACGCGGACGAGCCUGCUGCGAGGAAAUUCGUCCCGCAGAUCAUCAUGACGAGCAGUAUGAAUGGUUGGACCAAGGAUGCUGCUACUUCGAGCUUCUCGUUCCCGUACCUCUUCUCCAAGAGUGCUAUAGGCCAUUUUACUUCUACUUUGGCACACGAGCUGCUGCCACUUGGGAUCAGAGUCAAUGGAAUAGCACCUGGAUUGUUCCACACCGAGAUGGCCAUACCAGGCUCAGCCGACGAGCUUGGGGUAUCAAAGCCCACCCACAAACUCACUUGGCCCUUCCAGAUUCCAGUCGGACUGGAGACCGGGUCGAGAUCUGAUAUGGGGACCUUGGCUCUGUUCCUUGUCGCGAAUCACUUCGUGAACGGCGAAACUGUCUUGAUCGACGGAGGAACGUUGCUCAAGCAUCCGUCAUCUUAUUAG